This is a messenger RNA of Schistosoma mattheei, 3706 nucleotides long. NCBI's taxonomy places the organism in Eukaryota, Metazoa, Platyhelminthes, Trematoda, Strigeidida, Schistosomatidae. The record is from the annotation of a GenBank genome assembly.
GGGGAAAUGUCGCUUUUCCGCCUUAACGUCGGUUAUUUAGGGGAAAUGUCGCUUUUUCCCCCUGACGUCGUGUAUUUGGGGGAAAUUUGUCGACAGUUCUACGUAACGUACAGUGUUUGAAUGAACCGCAUCUGGAACUGAAUUUUUCAUAAACUUCGACAAAUUUAUUCACCGCCAAUUAAAAAAACCAAAGUAUUUUCCUAAAAACAAUGUACAAAAUACGGAACCAGGCUUUCGGUUGAUACGCAUAUACAGUGACUUCGUUUGUUGUUUAGUUAAAGUGUUCCGACAUGCUUUGGAGCCAUCACAAAAAACUUACGUGAUGCAGGUGAGUGACGUGCUCUCAGGACUUUAGGUUCAUUGUGACUGAUUACCUUCUUAGGCCAAUAAUAAGACUUUUUCUGAUAUCAGUGAGAAUGUUCGUAGACGUAGGGCAACUGUGAACUUGUCACGUUCCCUUGGUUGUCACAGAACCACUUAUAAUCGGAGGUGGAAUAAAAUGAGAGCUGCUUUCAUGAAAAAAUAUCACUUUCCUUCGGUCAGUGAGUUUGCAAAUGAAAGCACCGUAAAAGGUAACUGAGUUUAACAAUGUUGUUUACUUAAUUGAUAGAAGUAAAGAGAGAAGUCAGUUGUAAUGAAAGUACUUCGAUUAGUACACCGUCCACUAGCAACAUCAAUCAAAGGCUUCCAGCUAAUAGUGGUAUGAACAUUAAAUUUGUACGUGAAUAUAUAUCUUAUAGGAUGUACUGAAGUGAACUUGUGCUCUACAAAGUUGGUGAAUCGCAAAGAACAGAUGAACGACUUUAUGAUGUAUCUAAUGUCAAAUACAUCACUGAGCAUAAAAGAUGCUGAUCGGGUUCUGUAUGGUCUAAGAUUUCUUAUCCCGGACAUACCGAAAAGCAUCAGAGGCGUUUUGAAGACAUGUCCAAGUGUUCAACCCAAGUUCAUCGGCAGUGGGGUUUACUACCAUCUAGGAUUGAAAACCAAUCUGCUAAGAUACGUUGAGCUUUGGUUGUGUACUAUUGAUUUUGACUCUUUAAAGUUAUAUGUCAAUAUAGAUGGACUUUCUAUGUCUAGAAGCUCCAAUCAACAGUUAUGGCCUAUACUUGGACGGAUCAUUGCCCCUCGGCUUAGUGACGUGUUCAUGAUAGGGAUCUACGGAGGGAAUAGUAAGCCGGCAGAAUUCAACGAAUUUUCUGCGGACACAAUUUCUGAAAUAAAAGAAAUGACUGACGUGGGUCUUUUUAGUGUUAAGUUUAAUAAAUGUAUAGCUAUUAGGUUGGCGGCUGUUAUAUGUGACGCACCUGCUCGUUCUUCUGUUAGGUACACGGUGAAUCAUAACGGUAAGGCAGGUUGCGAUAGGUGUACUGUUCCUGGGAGACGACUGGAGGGUAAGAUGACCUUUCCAAAUGGGGUAUAUACUGUAAGAACAGACGACACCUUCCGUCGUCAGACUCAGCCAACUCACCAUCAAGGACAUUCUAUAAUGGAAACGCUUUCUAUUAAUAUGAUUGUAACUUUUCCUCUAGAUCCUAUGCACAUGGUGUACCUUGGUGUUACCAAAAAACUAGCUAAUUUAUGGAUAGAUUUAGCACGCCGAAGACUGCGGAACUUUAACUCAUGUGCAAUUCGGGACAUAAAUAAUUUAAUAUCUGGUUGUGUGGCAAGUACUCCUUCUGACUUUCCCCGUAAAUGCCGCACACUAGACUUUGUAUCGGCAUGGAAAGCUUCUGAAUGUAGAUUGUUCCUUCUGUAUUUAGGCCCGGUGAUUCUUGAAAAAACAUUGCCACAACCUUUUUAUCUUAAUUUUCGGCGUUUAGCGUUAUCCAUGUAUCUGCUUGCACAUCCACAAUUACAUAAAAGUGUUGUAGAAACCGCCAAAAUAGAUUUAGUAAACUUCCUGAAUGAAUACGAAUGGUGUUAUGGGUGUGAAAACUUAGUCUACAAUGUGCAUUCGUUACAGCACCUCCCUGACGACGUUCGUGCACAUGGACCUUUAGAUAGUUUUUCAGCCUUUCCAUUCGAGUCUUAUAUGAGAAAAAUUAAGGAUUCCGUGCGUAGUGGGUUUGCAGUAGCUAAGCAAGCAGCACAGCGUUAUGCUGAGAGAAUGUCCUUCAGCGAUAGGCUUCAAAUUAGUGGUUUAACAAAUACUACCGCAAUAGGCCAUAAUGAUGUCUCCACUAAACAAGUAAUUAUGUUUAACAACAGUAAAAUAACUUCAUGCCAGCCUGAUAAUGUAGUAGUAGUUAACGGCCAGCCAGGUUUAGUCACUGAUAUAAAGGAGGAUGGACUACUAAAAUUUAGGACUUUCACUGACCCACGCAAUUACUUUGAAGAUCCUUUCCCAUCUAGUGAUAUUGGAAUCUUUAUGUGCUCCGUAGUUAGCCACGAAUACUCCUGGGUAUCGGUUCAGGACAUUGAUUGUAAAUGUAUAGCCAUAAAUUGUAUCAAUUAUAUAGUUGUAAUCCCAUUGUUGCAUACUUUAUUGUAAAUGCAUUUUGUUUCAUUAGUGUUUAAGUAAUGAUGAUAAAUCAUUUACUUACGUCUUAUGUUCUUUUCAGCCCACUAACAAGAAAUACGUUAUUGUUGACGUCCUACAGGAAAAACAACUUAUGAUAGCAUCAAAGGACUGGAUAGUUGGCAAUGACCUUUGCCUUCUUCCGAACGAGCUGGUCGAUAUACACCUGCAGAAGUGCGACCAACCGAAUGAAAAUUGGUCGCUUAUGAAAUGUAAAGUGAUUCACGAAUUAGGUAGGCUACAUACACAGAAAGUAUAAUUCACUAUAGAUUCUCUGCAGUCAGCAAAAGACCUGUUAGUUGCCCUACAGGUACUGGAAUGUCAACGGAAAAACACCUCUACGGAUGAAAACACUUUGCCACUGAACACUGAGAAGCCAAAGAGGUCUGUACAAUAAUCUUACUUACAUUUCCUAGAGGUUUAAUGAAGCGUAAAGAAGAUUUUCUUUACAAUUCAGUUGACAUGGAUGUGGCUGAAAUGCAGGCUGGGAAUAGCCGCGUACAAUAUCCAAAAUUCCGUGUUUUCGACAAAGUGAUAUCGCCAAUCGCCAAGUACGUUUAAUUACUAUUUAGAUAUUCACUAUUUAGUUCAACACAAUUAGAGAUAUCACCAUCCACAUCGCAAUGUAAGCCUGUUGGUGGCACUGUAUUGGACCAGUAAGUAACCUACAUCAUCUAGUUACCUUUUUCACCUGUGAUAGAUUGUAUACUGUGGUGCUGAAGAUGUCGUCAGCUAUCAAUGACUUGACUAAAACGAUUAACAACAUGUCGUCCGCCAUUAUGGACUUGAAUGUUAAUGUUAACCAAUUGCUUUCAAAGUCUAAUGAGCGCGAAAGACCGCAUCAAUUCGAUUGCGGACUGUCAAGUCAGCAGUUCCCUUUGUCAUCUGAAGAGGAACUACAGAUGCUAGAUACUGGUUUGUCGCAGAAAGAAACCAGGGACAGAUUUGUAAGUCAUUUACAUGAAUUGAAUAAUUUGUUACUAUUACAGAUGGCAAUGGUCACUAGGUUAUCAGGUGACGAUCCAAAACGUCCAUGCGUUUUAUUCUGUCGCAUCUGCUGACACCGGAGGUUGCCAGUAAAUUCACGUUACUUGGCACCUCUUCAAAACGAGCACUACAGAAAUGCACGUUUUACAGCUGCAUACGAAGUAACCUAUAUCUAUUACUUAAACUUCAGGUGCCUUAACU